AUGAAUACACAAAUAACUAGUUUUUCUUCAGUAAAACCUUUAGUUGUUUUACUUAUACCUUUAUAUUUUAUCAAUGAUCAAUAUUCAAACAUUCUUGAAAAAGUAAAAGAAUAUUUAGAAGAUGAAAAUUAUGAUUAUGAGAUAAAAAAUGUAAUUAUCUUAACAAAUCAGGCUAACACAGAACAUUUAAAAAAAGCUCAAUUAGAUUACAAAUUAGAAAUUGCUACAGAUGGAAGCAAAUUUCCUUGGAAAACAAUUUAUAAAGAAUUAUCAUCUAUAAAUGAUGUUUAUCAAGCUUGUCAAAUUGACAAAAAUGUUCAAAAUCUAACAAAAAUAAUCUUUUUAUAUGAAUCAAACUAUAUUUUAAAUGAAGAAGUUCAGGAUUUAGAGAUUAAUAAUUUAGAAGUUUCAGAAUUAAUUUUUAUUAAAAAAUGUACUGAAAAUGAAGCAAAGAAUACAAAGUGGAAUGAAGAUUGUGAAAAAAAAUUAGCUGAAUUAUAUAAAAAAGAUAAUUGGGAAACAUUUAAAAAUGAAAUAAUCUAUAUUCCAAUUACUUCAAAAACUUUAUAA
Dentiscutata heterogama is the source of this 570-nucleotide messenger RNA. The record is from the annotation of a GenBank genome assembly. NCBI's taxonomy places the organism in Eukaryota, Fungi, Glomeromycota, Glomeromycetes, Diversisporales, Gigasporaceae.